CCCCUCCCCCCUCCCCCCCCCUGUUAUGGUAUUUGUUAUGUAGCAGAAAAACAUUAUUUUUAAAAAAACUUUGUUGUAACCUGUGGAACUGAGGAGUGUAAAUUUUAAAUGACAUGGACCGAUUCGAGUAUUCAGACCCGCGUUUAGCGCACGGUGAAGAAUUCCUAAUGCGAGAGAAUGGGGUUAAAUUGUAUGACGGUGACAGCAAGACGACAUUUGAAGAUGGUGAAUUAGUUGUGAGCAAUGCUCGGAUCCUCUGGGGUAGGCCAGGCGACAUUCCUCGUGGUCAAAUGUGUGUAUGUUUGCCAUUAUUUUAUGUUGUGUUGGUUGAAGAAGAGCAACGUACGUUUAGUUUUAGCAGCAGUCGCAAAUUUGUCCUACACCUCUCCGAGUCAAGACAAGGAAAACCACAAGGCCCUGUGACAUGGAGCCAACACAAUUUUAUAAAAAUAUCUUUUAAGGAAGGUCUUCAUAAUGAUUUCCUUGGAUUAAUUCAAAAUGCUCUGAUGACUCGUGCCUGGGAAAGGCUGAGCGUUGCCCCUCCAUCUGCAUCUUCAAGCAGUCAGAACGUAGCUGAUAGGAAAUGGAGAAGUGGUAUUGUUGGAAUUGAAAGGAAAAUUGAAGAGAAGCACAAGGCAACAGAUGAGAGUAUAUCAUUGGCAUUUCAAGAUCUUAGUCGGUUAAUGAAUAUGGCCAAAGAUAUGGUUGCUAUAUCCCGCAGUAUAUCUACCAAAAUUCGGGACAAGCAGGGAGACAUAACUGAGGAUGAGACUGUACGUUUCAAGUCAUAUCUGUUAAGUCUUGGCAUUGAUGACCCAGUAACCAGAGGAGCUUUUAGUAACCAGACUGAAUAUUUUAAAAGCCUUGCUAAACAAUUAGCGCAAAUGCUUGAAGAACCAAUCAAGGAAGUUGGUGGAAUGAUGUCCAUGGCAGAUGUGUACUGCCGUGUAAACAGAGCAAGAGGUCUAGAAUUGCUCUCACCCGAGGACCUCAUGUCUGCCUGCCGCUUGAUGUCAACUCUUCAGCUUGGCUUAUGUUUACGAACAUUUGAUAGUGGGGCAACUGUCCUACAGCUUAGUGACCAUAAUGACAGAAUUAUUAUUGAAAACACAGCUGUUGCGCUUGAAGAAAGUGGUUCACUCUCUGCUACUGAGCUAGCAAAAAUCUUGGGAAUAUCUGUUCUCUUAGCUAAAGAACGACUGCUUACAACAGAAAAACAGGGUAGAGCAUGUAGAGAUGAGAGUUUGGAGGGAAUUCGCUUCUAUUCAAAUCUUUUCCUCACCAAAGAGGAAUGACUCUGUAUAGGUUAAAAUAUUAUUAAAUUUUAAAAUUAAAUUUAUACAGUAACUAUAUCACAA
Messenger RNA from Frankliniella occidentalis (western flower thrips), 1358 nucleotides. It is a transcript of the gene Vps36, whose product is annotated as vacuolar protein-sorting-associated protein 36. The transcript has 7 exons. The record is from RefSeq and is a predicted model, not a curated record. Gene Ontology annotation, molecular function: phosphatidylinositol-3-phosphate binding; ubiquitin binding. Lineage: Eukaryota; Metazoa; Arthropoda; Insecta; Thysanoptera; Thripidae. Bases 114 to 1295 code for a protein of 393 amino acids. Gene Ontology annotation, biological process: protein transport to vacuole involved in ubiquitin-dependent protein catabolic process via the multivesicular body sorting pathway. Gene Ontology annotation, cellular component: ESCRT II complex; late endosome membrane.